UGUCGCGUCGCCGGAGAUCCGUCGCUCGCGCUGUAUCUGUCGCACGAGCUUUGUCCCCGCGGCGCCCAGGACUUUUGACAAACGAAGAAAGUUAAACGGUGACGUCACGGCGACAUAACCUCAAACGUAAUUUCGCUUUCGCGGCGUCUAUCCGGGUCUAACUAUCCGCGAGAUGCGAAGUGGUGUGUUUCGGCCGUGUCGGAAGGAUUUAGGGGUGGCAGAGAGGCAACUGUGAGACUGUGAUGGUGCUUUAGAGGGAGGAAAAUCAGCUAUUGUCUAGGUAGUGCCGACGAAGGAGACUUACUCAAAGGGUGCGCGAGUGCGUUAUGGCAAACGAUCUCCUCGUUUGCCUAGUUACCUCCCAAAAUGUUAACGCUAACAAUGAGAAGAGAAGAUAGACCUCCUAGAGUGCCAGUUACGAGCGCUAGUGAUGAGUUUGUGGAUAUUUUACAAGUGCAACAGUUGCUGCUAAAUGAGAACCGACGGGAAGCUCCGCCGCCGACACCGGGAAGCUCCCAUCAGCCCCCCGGCAGGGGGCUGGAGGGCUUCGGCGCCCCCGGGUACUACUAUGGGGGCUACCAGCCUCCCCCGCAACCGUCGACGUCGGCCGCCAGCGUGGACGACCUUGUGGCCAUGUGGUUCGCGGGACCUUCGACUUCAGUGUCGAACCUGCCUGUGGUGGCGGAGAAUCAACCAAACUGUGGCAAAAUGAUCAUGGACACUUUAGACACGCUGCCUAAUCAGCACCACCACCACCACCACCACCAUCAUCACCAUCAUUCCUCUGCGUACCUGCUGACGGAGAGCGCCGCGGCGGCGGCUGUCCACCACUUCAACGUCCUCAGCUUCGACACCUGCCUGUAUAAGACGGGCUCCAGCUCGAACAGUGGUGGCAGCCCCAUCCCCGCUUCGAUUUGCACCCCCACGGACGAUCCGGCACCCUCCGAGGCUCAGCCGGGCGACCUAAACACCCCCGUCACCACCUCCGGUGACAUUCCGAGCUUUUUCGGACCUAGCACCGUGGUGGAACCACCCCCCAUUACAGGUUCCUUAGACCCUGAAGAGCUAUCCAUCGAACAACAACAACAACAACACUCGAGCCCACACCACUCACCAACGAGCAGUCAAAUCACGGAACGCGCCACACCUCAAGAAUCCGCCCUAUCUCCCAGCCUAAGAGAAGAAGAAAACACAAAUCACAGCACACUAAGCAUGUAUCCUCACUCAAGCAACAACAACAUGGCGAAACUGCAACACAGGAGCGUGUACACAUCUGCGGGCAGCCCCAAUCUAGCGGGAAACAUCCAGAUGCAGAACUCCAGUCCUCUGGGACUAGGCCAGAACAUGGGGCAUUCACCUUCAGCCGUGAACCAGUGGUUGUUGAGUAGCGGCGACAAACCCAUGUACCCUUCCAUGUUCGGGUUGCUCCAGGGUACGUCGCAGAGCCCGCAGCAGCAGUACCCGUCAGCCACCCCCAGUCCCGCCGGCACCCAAUACGACGAUAGAUCGCAAGCCGAACAACUGAUGCUGACGAUGGACUGUACGACGAAUCUAGCCCUGAAACAACCUCCGUCGUACCCCAGCUGUUCCGCGACAAGUACCACCUUGCAGUUGGACAUGCAGCAGCAGCAGGACCUGGUGUACUCGAGGGUGGGCCAACCGCUGGUGGCCAGUACCGCAAAGUACCAGUGGGAGACACAGGAAUACGGCUCCCCGCAGAACACCGGUGGCUUGGUGGUGCCGGGGCCAUCGAGCCUGGUGCCCAAACAGGAACCGUUCAGUGCUACGUGUAGUGGUGACCUAGGACAGAGCUCGAGUGCUGCCUAUGGCGUGCAACUGGCCGAGUACAACCCCUCGACGAGCAAAGGACACGAGAUCCUCAGCCAGGUGUACCAACAGAGUCCCGUGCCGCUCAAGUUAGUACCGGUGAAACCGCGGAAAUACCCGAACAGGCCGAGCAAGACGCCCGUGCACGAGAGACCGUACGCGUGCCCCGUGGAAAACUGUGAUCGGCGGUUUUCUCGGUCCGACGAACUCACGAGACACAUCAGGAUACACACGGGACAGAAGCCCUUCCAGUGCAGGAUAUGCAUGAGGAGUUUCUCCAGGUCGGACCACCUCACGACGCACAUACGGACGCACACCGGCGAGAAGCCCUUCUCCUGCGACGUCUGCGGCAGGAAGUUCGCCAGAAGCGACGAGAAGAAGAGACACGCAAAGGUCCACCUGAAGCAGCGGAUGAAAAAGGAGAACAAACUAGGCAACAACAACGCGCCGCAGUCCUCGUCGUCGGCGUCGUCCUCGGUACAGUCGUCGCAGGGCUCGCAGGGCCACCACCACCACCUGCACCCCCACCAGCAGGUCGCGCAGCACCUCCACCAGUCCCACACCGUGACGAGCGAGGAGGGUCUCAGCCUCCCCGUGGUCACCAGCACCCUGUGAGACUUGCCAUCCACCGGGAUAGAACCCGGUGAGUGCGUGCUGUUGAUACGCGACGACUGUGAUCUAGGCGUGCUAGACCUUGACCAGCCCAGGAUAAUCUUUCUUCAAAUCGAAUGAGAUACACUGAAGAUACCUGAUUUAUUGAUCUCCAGAAUUAGAGAGGCCUAUCAUAUAGCGCCCCUAUGUCUUAAGUCUGUGCCAUUAUCUGUGUCAAGAAUAUUAUUAUUUAUGUAGAGGACGGUGAUGAGGAGUGCGCUUGGACCUCGAGGACAAGUCCCAGGUGUCUUGAUAGUUGAGAAGGCAAGUAUAAAUGAGUUUUUGACGCGGCGAUCAUUAAUAACCGGACCAGAUAUACAGGGUGGACAAGAACCGAUGGCUGGCCGCCAUCGCAGGAAAAAGAAAGAGCAGAUAAGAAAUCGGAAGCUCUUUGACUUGAAAUCCCAUCUUGAUGAGUUAUUUUUCCAAUUUCACGCAUGUCUUUUUACAUCGUACGAAAGUUCUUAUUUUUCUCGACAACUUUUAUUAAAAAACUUUUUCGAUAUCUCUUCCCGUUCAGAAGAUAAAAUGAUUUGUAUGAAGAUGCGCAGUCGUUAUAUCAAGUCUAUUACUGAUUUUAACAGGCGUAGAAAACAAAAUAAUUCCAAUGCUCAUCAUAUUAAUUUUGACGUCUCUACAAAGCGGUACUGCUAAUUUCGUACCUUCCCGAACUUACCCCCCAAAAAAAACAGAAUCAUCUACUUUUUCGUGGUGUAAUGAUUUUUUUUUGCACGAAAUGCUAAUAAUGGAUAUAAACAUUGGAAGUAUCUUAUUUUUCACGGCAACUCUGAUAAAAUCAGUAACAGACUUGAUCAAACCAGUACUUUCCUUGACUUAUCAUUUUUAUCUUUUAAACGGGAAGAGAUAUCGAAAAACUUUUUUAACAAAAGUUGUUGGAAAAACUGAGAAUUUUAAUAUAACGUAAAAAAUUGUGAAAUCGGGAAAUUAGUCGAUAACUUAUAUCACCAUAAAAGUCCUAGCUUGAGAUUUCCUAUUUGCUCUUUCUGUUUUUCCUGUUAUCACGGUAGUUGGCUAUGAAAAUAUAAUUAUCUAGUAGGUCUGGUAAAUUUUUGAACAAAUGAUGAUAUUAAAUAGCGUAACUCUCUGUAUAUUAUCCAAAUCUGAGUCUAUUCGGGAGAUGUUAACGGUGUACAUGUUGAAAUGGACCACCCUGUAUAUGGCGAAUUCGGAUGAGACGGGCAAUUUAUCUUUAGAUUGUAAAAAUGCUAAGUGCCUUAUUAUACUAUUAAGAAACCUGUGGCUUUCUUUUUUUCGAGGCGUCGCCGAAAUAAUUUAUAUCUAUUUUCUUGGUAGAUUUAUGAACCCGAAGACUAAAUAUAUGUCACGUUAAAUGUUGUAAAUACCCGACAUGUCACCAGCGAUGGUAUUUUAAGCCAGUUAAAGCUGCCACAGACUGAAUUCUGCGGUUCCGCCGCCCAAAAAGGUUGUUGUUAAAAUUAAAGUCCUAUUUUUGUAUGUUUCAAAAUAAUUGUUGAUCGUAUGUAUAUUUUAUUUUUAAUAGUGUUCUGAACACAAACGUAUAGUUUCUUUUUAACAAUCUAGGAUCAGUAACAAGAGCUUUAAUUAAUUUUUUAGGUUUAAAACUGUUUUUUAAACAUCGUUGCCAAAUAACACCUUUUAAACCGUUUUUUAAUACAUUCCGUACUAUUUUUUUUAUUAAUGAUCACUUAUAUACUUUAUAUUUAUUUCAUUAGCUAUUAGGAACACAGUCAAUAUUAGAUGCAAUCAAUAGUGAUCAGGAUCUAAAAUGCACACUGCGACAUGCUGUUUGGAUAAAAAAAAAAAGUUUGGAUAAUAUCGAGUUUGCCUUAAGAAGUGUCUUUUCUAUAGUAGGAUUUUAAAAAUAUUGUCCGAGGCCAUGCUGUUAAAAAUAUAGUUACCAUAUACUCUAAUGACGAUCAGACAGGCGUUCACUACUUCUCUCGUAACUUCAAAAGCUCUGUGGACUCGAAUGUCGAACGCUAAUUAUCUACUUUCCCUCGCUGAAAACAAAAACAUCGCUCAAGUCACUUCAGGACAGUGGAGUGCAUAUGUCUGAGUCGUUGUUAAACUGUACACACACACACACAUACACAGACGAGUAGUUAGAAGAGGUACGAAUAUAUAAAGAUGACAAAAUGAUUAUCUGUUGUCCCGUGGUGCUGUCCACAUUAAAAAAAGCAAACAAUAUUUAGGCCUAAAUAAUUUCGUUCAAGUAUUUUGUAAAUUAACGACGGAUCUUGUAUAAUGUGUACAUAAAAGAAAUAAUUUAAAUAACAUUAUUAAGUUUGUAAAUAUUAUAAAUAUUUAAUUAUUAUUAUUAAAAAUGAAUUGUUAAAAUGUCGGCUGUUGUAUUGAAUAACUGUUGUUUAAGAAAGCUCACUUAUGAAUAAUAAUUCUUCCUUCAUUUUUGCACAUACCUAUCCAGUUAGGUCUCUAUUUUUAUAUCCUAAAAUAUUAGAUGUUUCCUAAAAUGUACCUACCUAAAUUAUGUGGGAUAAACGGACUGGCAGGCGUAAAGCCCCUCUCACGUGCGUUCUGAUCAAACGAAACAGAGGCAGAAAUUCUGCAAAGAGGCCUUUAAUUUGGCGGUCCGUUUCCGACAAAACCGUUAAAUUUUUCGUCAAUCAUGAGGCUGUUAAUUAAUCAUCUUAUUGUUAAUGUGAUAUUUGAAUACCUAGGUGGAUAUUUGAAAUUACCUUUUCUGUCUCAUCGAGAUUAUUCGAAUCUAUUUAUUUCUACAUGUUGAUUGUCAAAAAAAAAGUUCAGUUAUCAAGUGAAUAACGCAAUUUAUUGAUGUAUAUUCAUGGUUGUGUCAGCUAUUAUUAAAUCUUCUCACUGAAUCAGGAAAAUAAACUGCUGAUGAUAAAUA
This is a messenger RNA of Anoplophora glabripennis (Asian longhorned beetle), 5350 nucleotides long. RefSeq names its product early growth response protein 1-B. Gene Ontology annotation, molecular function: DNA-binding transcription factor activity, RNA polymerase II-specific; RNA polymerase II cis-regulatory region sequence-specific DNA binding. NCBI's taxonomy places the organism in Eukaryota, Metazoa, Arthropoda, Insecta, Coleoptera, Cerambycidae. Gene Ontology annotation, biological process: regulation of transcription by RNA polymerase II. The transcript is spliced from 5 exons. The record is from RefSeq and is a predicted model, not a curated record. Bases 367 to 2442 code for a protein of 691 amino acids.